Molecule: messenger RNA, 286 nt
Organism: Diversispora eburnea
Lineage: Eukaryota; Fungi; Glomeromycota; Glomeromycetes; Diversisporales; Diversisporaceae
Source: the annotation of a GenBank genome assembly
AAAAGAUAGUAAGCUUAUUAGUGAAUAUGCUGGUUAUGUAAAAAAUUUGUGUAAUGCAGAAAAUCAAGAUGAGUAUAUAAAAUAUACCGCAAUAACACUUUUUCCAAAUGAUGAAGCGUAUAAUAAAAGAAUGACAAGAUAUAGAAAAUGGUUUCAAAGUAAAAAAGAACUACUUAUCUGUAUAGAAGAUUUAUAUAAUCUUUAUUAUAAACUAUCCAAAAAAGAUCGACCUAUGACUGAAACAGAAAUUGAGGAAGCCGUUGAUGAUGUGCUUAUAGACGACUAA